This is a messenger RNA of Spirometra erinaceieuropaei, 378 nucleotides long. The record is from the annotation of a GenBank genome assembly. Lineage: Eukaryota; Metazoa; Platyhelminthes; Cestoda; Diphyllobothriidea; Diphyllobothriidae.
AUGUGCUAUCGGGCGCCUACCGUGACCAGCGUUCGGGAUCCGCGUCGCCUUGAAGACGGACGGCCACCUCCUCAUUCAGUGACGAAUCGCCUCCGGUCUCGCGUAUCCAAAACUACCGUCCACGGACUGCUCUUCGCCGAAGAUUGCGCUCUCAACGUAACAACAGAAAACUACAUACGGAGGAGCAGAGAUCUCUUCUCCGCAGAUGCCGCCGCCGCCAACGAUAACUUCGGUCUGACAACCAACGCGGACAAAACAGUGUUCAUGAACGAAUCGCCAAACAACGCUCCCUACAAUGCACCCAAACACAAGUUGUCGCCACUUUCACCUGCCUCGUCAACACUCCCUUUUGCAACGCCAAAAUCGAUGGCGAAGUAG